AUGAAUGGCAAGAAGGGUAGUAUAAGGAUAGAUAUUUGCCAGCCAUCAAAAAGCGUGGAGCAAGAAAGUGUAAAGAAGCAGAUCAGUGAGAAAGGCCAGUCCCCAAGUAAAAGGCUAUGUGAUGUCUGGGACUUCGCUAGGCAGGACACAAACAGGGUUACCUUUGCACUCAAAGUUGGCCUUGCUUGCCUCCUUGUGUCACUUCUCAUACUCUUUCGUGCGCCCUAUGACAUCUUUGGGACUAACAUCAUAUGGUCCAUCCUCACUGUUGCUAUUAUGUUCGAGUACACUAUCGGUGCAACAUUCAAUCGUGGAUUCAAUCGAGCUCUUGGAAGUGUACUUGCUGGAGUAUUUGCGAUAGUCAUUAUUCAAGUGGCUGUGUCUUGUGGCCACACUGCAGAACCAUACAUCAUUGGUUUCAGCAUCUUUCUUGUUGGAGCUGCAACAUCCUUUAUGAAGUUAUGGCCAUCACUAAUUCCAUACGAGUAUGGUUUCCGAGUUAUCCUAUUCACCUACUGCUUGAUCAUUGCAUCGGGAUACCGUAUGGGAAACCCCAUCAGGACUGCAAUGGAUAGACUCUACUCAAUUGCAAUUGGAGCCCUCAUAGCUGUUCUUGUGAAUGUCACCAUUUACCCAAUCUGGGCAGGGGAACAACUACACAUGGAGUUAGUUGCCAAUUUCAGUUCUCUGGCAGACUCGUUAGAAGAGUGCGUCAAAAAGUAUCUAAGUGGCGACGUUUCCGAACAUCCUGAUUUCUCAACGACAGUCAUGGAUGACUUCCCUGAUGAACCAGCAUUCAGGAAGUGCCGAGCUAUGUUAAAUUCAUCAGCAAAACUUGACUCGCUGGCGAACUCUGCUAAGUGGGAGCCACCACAUGGGAGAUUCAAACACUUCUUCUACCCAUGGGCAGAAUAUGUGAAAGUUGGCAAUGUUCUUCAGUACUGUGCCUAUGAGGUGAUGGCUUUACAUGGCUGCCUGCACUCAGAGAUUCAGGCACCAUACAACCUAAGAUGUGCUUUCCGCUCUGAGAUCUUAGAUGCCACAAACCAAGCUGCAGAGUUGCUGCACAGUUUGGCAAAGGAUGUAAACAACAUGAAGUCGAGCCUUCAAACAAGCCUACUCAAGCAUGUGCAUGUCUCAACUGAGCGUCUGCAACAAUCAAUUGACCUGCAGUCCUACCUCUUUACUGUAAAUGAUGAAGCCAACUCUGCCAAGCCACAGUUGAAAACCUCCUGGGCUGUCACUUUCAACCUCAACAGCAAACAAAAUGAUGACCCAGAAAGUAAGAUGGCUGAAAACAUAGCAACACAAGUAGCUGGGCCACUGCAACCUGAAUCCUACCAUGAGAUGAUGAAAAGGCAGCAGAGGAGGCUGCAUUCAUGGCCUUCUCGGGAGGUGGAUGAUUUUGAAGAUGAUGAAAAUGACGUUUCUGAUAUGAUUCCGAGGAUGCGUGCACUUGAAAGUACCACAGCGCUGUCGCUUGCGACUUUCGCAUCGCUACUGAUUGAAUUCGUUGCUAGGCUUGAUCAUUUGGUUGAAGCUGUUGAGAAGCUCUCCCAGAUGGCCAGGUUCAAGCAGCAGACUGGAACCUAACCAUUGAAUGCCACAAACAAAUUAAUGAUUAGCAAACCUACAGGUUAUAGAACAAAGUGUUUACUCAUCUACCACAGUACCUAUUGACCCAAAAGUGUUUUUACUCUUUCAUAUGCUAGAAAGGGGAAAGGUGUGUUUAGUUACUAUUGCUCGUCAGUGGAUCUAGCAAAUGUAAUAGAGAAUACACUCGUAAUCUAUUCUCAUUAAAUGACACUCCAGUACUUGAUUAAUAUUAUAUGAAUAGUCAGCAUCAUUUAUUUCUCUGUAGUCAUUAGUAGUGAAAUGAAGUGGGGCUUUAACAUACAUACAUCUGACAGUGGUCAGAAUUACGCUGCCGAUCAACCAAAUUGUAUGGAAUGAGCUUUUCACACUUCUUCUCUGUUAAAACUUAAUUUCCUCUUGCUGAUUGAGCUUAUCAUCACCAACUCACCAAGUGCAUUUGCCUUUCAGCUAAACACAGUCGAAGCAAAUUCGACACGCUAUCAGACUGCAUAAAUAAUGUUAGGAAUUAGCUCUGCUCGCUGUUCAUCCUACAUAGUGCGUACUAUCAAAUCCAGAACACUAAAGAACAGUGCAUAGCAUCGGCGUGCAAAAGCAACCUCCAUCAUCCUAUCUACCCAGCGGCACCAAUAAGCCCGGAGGACACAGCCAGGGUCGUCCAAUCCAAGCAAAGACAGAUAACGGUAGCUACAUCCUUCCUUGACCAGUCAUUCAGUCAAGCAAACCUUUUCGCCGUGGUGCACGGAAGAAAACGCACGCCAGUACAAACCAAACUAAGCAAACUACA
Messenger RNA from Triticum urartu, 2380 nucleotides. RefSeq names its product aluminum-activated malate transporter 9. Gene Ontology annotation, biological process: malate transport. The record is from RefSeq and is a predicted model, not a curated record. NCBI's taxonomy places the organism in Eukaryota, Viridiplantae, Streptophyta, Magnoliopsida, Poales, Poaceae.